AAGUCAAAUACAGCAUAAUGCAGAAUUCUUUAUCAGUACCACCAAAAGAUCAAGGAGAUACUUCCUUGUUCACCAGUCCUAUUGAGAAACAACUGCCUCCGCAAAUGGCCUCUCCCAGGAAGACAGUGUGCACAGGUGAAUCAAACAUCCCUUCUGGAACAAUACAGAAUGGGAAGGGUUUGCAGAAUAAGAGUCAGUUUAGGACUAUUGCACCAAAAAUUGUGCCCAGAGUCCUGACAUCCAGAAUACUGCCAUGUCAUUCACCAUUACCCUCAGAUCAGGUGAAUCUGGGACCUUCCAUCAACUCCAAGCCACUGGGAAUGUCUACUCAGAACUAUGCUCUCAUGCAAGUUGCUGGCCAGGAGGGCACGUUUUCUCUUGUUGCUUUGCCACAUGUUGCCUCAACUCAGCAACUUCAGAAACCUAAAGUGCCCCUGCCUGAAAACUUUAAACUGCCUAUUCCUCGCUAUCAGCCCCCAAGGAAUAGCAAAGGAUCAAGAAAGAAACCCAUCCUGAGCUCUCCUGAGAGUGACUGUAGCAAACCUCCUGCCCAAACCCAAACAUCCCCUUCCCCACCUGACCACCCUGAACUGCCACAUAAACCCAGUCCACUUGAGCAAGUGCCGUCACUAGAGCAAGCCCCAGCUAGUGUUGGCACAGCCGUGCUGACCAGUGGAGAUGACCAUAGGAACUUGAGACCUCCAGUGACCAACAGCCAUGAAGAUCUAAACUCUCCUGCCAUCCCAACAUCCUUCACCCUAGAAGAUUCCUCUGCCCAGGACCUCAUGACACUUUCAGGGAAAACACACUUUGCAAACAAAACAUCUAGUAGACCUACUGCUGUCGCCAGUGAAAAACUUAAAGAACAAGUUGAUCUUGAAAAAGCCGUGACCAGUUUAUCACCAGCCAUUCUUGGCAGUGCAAUUCAAAUGAUCUCUUCCUUCCCCAAAGGGAAAGUGCCAAUCCUCCCCUACACAAGAAUGAAGACAACAGAGGUUUACAAAAUCAAACCAGAUGCUACCAUUUCAGGUUUUUCUUCACCAGGGCAUAGAGCAGACUGUGAUAAGAUAUCCUCCAUCACAGAAGGCUUUAAUGCAGCCACCAAAAUGGCCAGCAAGAUACCUGUUCCACAGGUGUCACAGCAGAGUCCCUGCGAGAGUGCCUUUUGUGCAGCCACCAAACUAGAUCUCAGCCACAAAACAAAACUGAACGGUGGGGCAGCAAAGAGAAGAGGGAGAAAACGAAAGGUGCCAGAUGAAAUUUUGGCCUUUCAAGGAAGAAGGAGGAAAUGCAUCAUUAAGUGUAGAGAUAAUAAAGAAAGAGUAAAAAACGAUCCCCAAGAAUCCAGAGACCAAAAACCUGGAGCUAUGAAAAAAUAUCGUAGCAUUAUGCCCAAACCUGUCAUUGUCAUACCUACUUUGGCUACCCUGGCUUCUCCUGCAGCUACACUACAAUCCCAAGCGCUUGGGGGCCCAGGACAGGACGUUUUCUUAAAUAGUUCACUCACUCCAAAAUACCUCAGCUGUAAGCAGGACAGCAGCCCUUCCCCUAAACCCAGCUCUGUGUUCAGAAAUGGAUGCUCUGGCAUUAAGAAACCUUGGCACAGAUGUCAUAUCUGUAACCACCACUUCCAGUUCAAGCAGCAUCUUCGAGACCACAUGAAUACACACACCAACAGUCGGCCUUACAGUUGCCGGAUUUGCCGCAAGACCUAUGUGCGUUCUGGCAGCCUGAGCACACACAUGAAACUGCAUCAUGGCGAGAACCGGCUGAAGAAACUCAUGUGCUGUGAGUUUUGUGCGAAAGUGUUUGGUCACGUCCGAGUCUAUCUUGGCCAUCUGAAAGAAGUGCACAGGGUUGUGAUCAGUACUGAACCCUCCCCCAACGAACCACCACCCGGGGACAUGCCAAGGAACAGAGAUACCAGUAUGCGAGGGUUGGAGGAAUCACUGGAGAGAGAAAACAAGUCAAGCCUGGAAGAAGACUUCUUUCUAAGCCAAGCAGACGAAGUCAAAUUGCAAAUAAAAUGUGGCCGUUGCCAGAUCACUGCUCAAUCUUUUGCUGAAAUAAAGUUUCAUUUACUUUAUGUUCAUAGAGAGGAAAUUCAGGGCAGGCUACAGGAGGGCAUCUUACCAGGAAGCAAGGGAACUCAGGAAGAACUGGUGAGGCACACCCCUCCUGACUGGAGACAGCAGCCCGAGAGAAGGAAGCCAGGGAAGCCUCGGCCCUCCGAGGGGGAAUUACAUGCAUUUCCUAAACUCAGAAGGCAGCUCCACCUUCACCAUCAGGAUGGCGUGGAAAUACUCAGGGAAAAUGCAGGAGCCCCACCAGGAGCUAAUGUGCCAAGGGAGAACCGCCAGGGCCCAGAGCGUCCUGGCCUCCACACUGUCCUCCUGCGGUCCCACUCGGGCUUUAACUGCCUCCUCUGCACACAGACACUGGGACAGAAGGAGGACCUUCUCCUCCACUGGGAGCGCCAGCAUAACUGUGAGGACCCCUCCAGACUGUGGGCCAUGUUCAGUGCGUUCUCCACCCAGGGAGUCAUUGAACUUUCUGGUGAAACUGGGACGUGGUACACAAAGGCCAGCCAGGGGUGAGGAGAGCACGCUGUCAUGCCCCUCAGAGCUUUGUAUUUCUGGCAGGGUGUGAUCAUAAAGGUUAGACAGGUUGGGAUUGGCAUGAAUGAACAGAAGUGAUUUCUGUACAUAGUUUUAUUUUCUUAUGAAAUAAAGUAUAUGUUCUAGAUGCAUAUUUUUCUAACCAUAUGCAGUCUUAUUUUAAAAUUCUGUGUACUGACUCUUAACAUCUUAUACUUUAUUUCAAAAUAAAUUAAAAAGAUCAAAA
This is a messenger RNA of Carlito syrichta (Philippine tarsier), 2844 nucleotides long. It is a transcript of the gene ZNF438, whose product is annotated as zinc finger protein 438. Gene Ontology annotation, molecular function: sequence-specific DNA binding; DNA-binding transcription factor activity, RNA polymerase II-specific. The coding region runs from base 18 to 2597 and encodes 859 amino acids. The transcript has 4 exons. The record is from RefSeq and is a predicted model, not a curated record. Gene Ontology annotation, biological process: regulation of transcription by RNA polymerase II. Lineage: Eukaryota; Metazoa; Chordata; Mammalia; Primates; Tarsiidae. Gene Ontology annotation, cellular component: nucleus.